GUUUCAAAGAAGAUUCUACUCCCAACUUUAUCUCCACCUCUUCAUUAAUAUCCAACACAGUCUAUGCAGCCUCCUUCCCAACUUCGACUUCCCCGUUCCCCAAAAGAUCGAAGUCCGCUCAGACAAGGCGAAUUGAUAUACCCCAUUCCGCCGAUAUUCCCCAAAACCGGGCUCCCGCGCCAAAAGAUGUACCAGUAGCAAAGUAUCGAGAUCCACGAAUCGGCAGAAUUACCCCACACUCAGAACCUCUUUAGCCACCAGCAAGGGUCCGCCCUGUAUCCGCAAUGGCAGUGCCAUUGGUGGACCACCUGGAAAGUUCCCUUAUGAAAUGGGUUCCCCAUCUCGUGAUGAGUAGGCUCGGGAUAAGAACUGGCGACGUCCAUCACGAAAUUAUGAUUCACUCCGCAGGAAAGUUCCAUUCAUUCAACCUUUAUAAGAGCCGGUCUUUACUCCCAGAGAUUCUUUAUCUCCUUACUUUCGCUACCUUUUGUUUCAUCUUCACUCCGUUGUUGCAGUUCUGCACAUUGUUAAGAAUCUGAUAUUUGUUGCUAUCGUCCGUACACCCAGCUGUACUUUAUAUCUUCCACAAUGAAGGCCUUUUACAUCACCUUCCCAGCUCUGCUGGCUGCUCUCGCUUCAGCUGCUCCAGCCGAGGAAGUCGAGAAGCGAGCGAUUCCAAAUAUCUACAUGGUGGGCGACUCAACCAUGGCAUAUGGAGGAGGAGGAAGAGGAACAAAUGGCUGGGGUGUCUGGUUGCCCUUCUACGUCAAGAACGCCCAGAUCGUCAACGACGCCAUUGCAGGCGAGUCAGCACGCUCCUACACCGACCAAGGACACUUCACAGCUCUCGUCAAAAAAGUCGUCCCCGGCGACUACGUGAUCAUCGAGUUCGGACACAACGACAGCGGUUCCCUCUCCAAAAACGACAACGGCCGGUCUGACUGCCCCGGCUCCGGCACCGAAAAAUGCGUCACACCCGCAGGUGUCGUCGUCGAAACAUAUAUCACAUACUUGACCAAUGCAGCCAAAUCACUCAUCGCUAAAGGCGCAAAAGUCAUCAUCUCCUCGCCGACUCCGAACAAUAUCUGCGAAGGAACGACCUGCUCGUAUGCUCCUUCGCGCUUCACGGCGUAUGGAAAGCAGGUUGCCAAGAAUGCGGGGGACCACGCUAGUUUCAUCGAUCAUGGACAGUACCUUGCCAAUGAGUAUAUCCGCCUUGGAAAGACGAAGGUCGAUACCUUCUACCCUGUUGACCAUACACAUACCAGUUCUACAGGCGCCAUGGUUGUUGCGGAUACUUUUGCGCAGGCUGUGGUGUGUGGAAAUGGUGUUUUAGCUCCGUAUAUCAAGAAUAGUGUCACAUGUGCUUAGGUGGAAAGGAUAUCAGCACAGGAUGGAGGGACUCGGUUAGUCGCUGCAUAUUGAGCUGGCAGAGUACACUGAGCAUUCGAUUGUAUAUAUUCAGUUGUACAGAAUGUACAGAAAAGAACAUUUAACAAACACAUAUUUUCUGUAGUCGACG
Molecule: messenger RNA, 1522 nt
Organism: Cadophora gregata
Lineage: Eukaryota; Fungi; Ascomycota; Leotiomycetes; Helotiales; Ploettnerulaceae
Exons: 3
Coding region: 589-1371 (260 amino acids)
Molecular function (GO): hydrolase activity, acting on ester bonds
Source: RefSeq, a predicted model, not a curated record